GGUCCCAUAUUCUCCAUUGGAAAAAGGCAAAUUAGCCUGUCCUUUAGACGAAGAUGCUCUCCGUUUGACAGUUGACUACAGUAAACCUUGGUCUAGGUCAUUGAGCGAUGCUGACAAGGAAAUUACUCAAAGAGCUCAAAAGAUUGUUGAACAGCAAGAUGCACCCAAGGCUCAGAUAACUUAAACCAUAUUAUAAACUAUAUCACUCAUCUUUCUUUUCCUUUUAAGAUGAGCACUGCCUGCUUACUUAGCAAACCUACUGUAAUAUCUCCUAUCGCUGAUAUUGGUAAGAAAUCGCAUUUGAAGGAUGCUGUCGUUGCUGUUUCGCUCAAAUUAUCUGAAGAAGAGAUUAGACACUUGAAGGAGCCUUAUGUUCUUAACCUACGAUUUGCAAGUAACUUAAGGGCUCACUCUAGGAAAUGAACAGCAACG
Rhizopus microsporus ATCC 52813 is the source of this 432-nucleotide messenger RNA. RefSeq lists its product as uncharacterized. The record is from RefSeq and is a predicted model, not a curated record. NCBI's taxonomy places the organism in Eukaryota, Fungi, Mucoromycota, Mucoromycetes, Mucorales, Rhizopodaceae. The coding region runs from base 229 to 423 and encodes 64 amino acids. The transcript has a single exon.